This is a messenger RNA of Clonostachys rhizophaga, 1083 nucleotides long. Lineage: Eukaryota; Fungi; Ascomycota; Sordariomycetes; Hypocreales; Bionectriaceae. The record is from the annotation of a GenBank genome assembly.
AUGUCUACCUCCAUACUGAACAUCGGCAGACCCUACAAUGACGCUUGGCGGGUGGUUGCUGGGCCUGACCGCGACAACUACAACUCCAUCGAAUCUAGGUGCCGCGAAGAUCGCAAAUGGGUUAUGAAUGCGGCGCCUAUUGUGGCUGGAGAGCAAGACGGAGUCAAGUUGUCGAGUGUCUGGCGGGCCAAGCAACUGGAGGCGAUAUUCAACAACGCUACUGCAGCGGCUGAGCAGUACAUGGCGGAAGACGGAGCACGCAAGUACAAUUUUGCAGAGAACCGUAGGUGGCGUGAAGCUGAUGAGCUGUUCCAUACAUUCGAUGUCAAGAUUUGCCAGGGCAAGACGGUCGCCGUUCGACAGGACUUGACCGAUUCUCGAUUCUACUGCAAGCACAAAGGGGGCACUCCCAUCUUCAACUACGAGCCACCGAGGCGGCGCAUCACUGGGCAGAGCUACGCGACAAUCACGAUGUCGGCGGACGGUGUCAUUGAGCAUCCCAAGCCGCCCCCUAUCAGGGACUCGGACACGCCAGCUGACAGGAGGGAGUUCACGUACAACGGCGAAGUUCCGCGAGCUGCAAAAGAGUACAUAGCGCGGCUCUGCACACUCCUGCCACAUGCUGUCCGCGCUCUUACUUGCGUGGUGGUCUGGGAGGGAAGGGAGGUAGGACUCUCAGUUAAUGCAUUGUCACCGCUCCCCAGUCUCUGUCCGAUAGAAGGGUUGGUCAGGUUGGCUGAGUUCUGGAGCAUCAUAUUCGGAGAAGGGAGAAAAGCCCCGAGGCGGGUCCGCGAGCAAUUAGAGAAGAAUAGGGUGCUCACGGAGACAGCCUAUCUCCUCAAUGAGCUUGAGGCGAGGGGAGGGACGAACGACCUCAAGGCGAACCUAAGGAUGGUUAGACACAGCGUUUCGUAUAUGAUGGGACUCGAAAUUAGAGAUGCAGCACAUCUAGAGAGUGAGUUCAUGAAAGGAGAAGCUUUCGAUGCGCUCUUUGACCCCAAGAGCACCAAUGCCUGCUUCAUUUGGGUAAACUCACGCUCGCUUAGUCGGAUUCAAGUAAGUCGUUUACAUCGCAUCGUCUGA